Molecule: messenger RNA, 1392 nt
Organism: Phacochoerus africanus (Common warthog)
Lineage: Eukaryota; Metazoa; Chordata; Mammalia; Artiodactyla; Suidae
Gene: CCDC159
Product: coiled-coil domain containing 159
Exons: 13
Coding region: 111-1319 (402 amino acids)
Source: RefSeq, a predicted model, not a curated record
CUUUGGGCUCCGCGCGUUUUAAUGCGAUGGUGUCCCCACGGGAUCAAAUUUCAGCGUCAUAGCUGGGGACUGGCUUCGCGGUCCCUGAUGGGAGAGCAUGAGCAGGUGGUAUGUGCAACCCUCUUCUGGUCGGCCUACCCCUGGACCUUGACUAUUCGGUGCCUCGCUACUGUUCACCUUCCUCACCUUCCAACGUGUGUUUGUCUGCUAACAAGAAGUGUGACAAGUGCUGUGAAAAGACCUUGGAAUAUACAUUUCACUGGUCCAGGACCCCGGAGGCAGAGACCUUGGAGCCAGCUGCACCUGAGAACACAGCAACGGUUGAAGCCUGGAGGCCAGGGAGGGACUCAGAGCCUCAGUCACGUGGGUCUCCCCCGCUCCCCAGUUCAGACUCACCAGAGCACUGUAAUGACCAGGACCUUCCGAAGAGGAAUCCCAGCAACACUAAGAAGCCCUUGGAGACCUGCUCUUCUAAAACCAAAGUUAAGUCCACAGUAAUGAUUCCCGACUGCCAGAAGCUUCUGAGAUGUGAACUGGAGUCACUCAAGAGCCAGCUACAGGCCCAGACCAAGGCUUUCGAGUUCCUAAACCACUCAGUGACUCUGUUGGAGAAGGAGAGCUGCCUGCAGCAAAUCAAGAUCCAACAGCUGGAAGAGGUUCUGGGCCCCACCAGCCGCCAGACAGACAAAAAGGAACACAAGUGGGAUGUGGAGGAGGGACGGCAGGAGCUAUAUGGGGCCCUGGCUCAAGGCCUGCAGGGGCUGCAGAAGACCCUGCGUGACAAUGAGGAGGUACAGCGGGCCCGAACCACCCGCUGCCUGCAGCUGCUGGCCCAGGAGAUCCGGGACAGCAAGAAGUUCCUGUGGGAAGAGCUAGAGCUGGUGCGGGAGGAAGUGACCUUCAUUUAUCAAAAGCUCCAGGCGCAGGAAGAGGAGAUCACGGAGAACCUGGUGAACAUCCAAAAGAUGCAGAAGACACAGGUGAAGUGCCGCAAGGUCCUGACCAAGAUGAGGCAGCAGGGGUAUGAGACAUCCAACUGGCCGGAGCCUAAGGAGUUGCCACCAGGAGGCAGUGGCUCCUGGAGGGAUGACCUCCAGAAAGAGCUGGGUGACAUAUGGGCUGCUGUGCACGUGCUUCAGAACUCCUUUGAUGACCUCGCCAUAUCCUCGAGGGGCCGCCCCAGGGCCGCAAGCCUCAGGGGUUAUAAGGGGCACCGAUGCCUGAGCCCUCCACUCCCCUCCUGGGACUCAAACUCGGAUUCAGACCAGGACCCUUCCCAGCUACAACUCAACAAGAGCUGCUCCUUCCCACCUGCCUGAGCAGCUGGGACUGCUCUCCCUGAAGACCCCUCCAGAGAGAAAAUAAACUAGCUGAGACCCUCCUUCACCUGUG